UUUUCUAGGCAAUGAAUCCAGCAGGCAUGACUGGGUGCGUGGGCCAUAAGUAAGCACACAAUGAUGAAGCUGAGAGCCAAGCUUCCCUUCGCAGCGAGCUGACCGUGGACUGGCUGCAUCGGGCUGUCAGACAGGAAAGGCGUGGCAGUGGGACGAUCCAAGCGCCCCACGCAAUGAAAAAAAAACCCAAACCAAGUUCUAUUGACCUGAGAUCAGCUGAGGCCUUGAAGCUGCUUUCUAUUGAGGCACUGGUGUCACAUAUUACAUUUUUAAUUGACUAAAUCGGUGCCUCUGGAAUAAAGCUUUGAAUCGUGGGCGUGCCACGCAUUGGACACGAUCGUGGGGAUGCUGUGAGGUUUUUAUAAACUGACUAUAAAACGUUAAAGAUGAGCAAAUCUCCAACACCAAAGGGCACUCCAGUGCAGCGCAGCCCCAGCGAUGGGGUCCCUGAGAGCCUCCAGUCACCACAGCACUCUACACCUGUCUCUGGACUUCAUCAAAAGAAAAGGAUCUCCAGCCUCCUCCAGAGUCCGUCAUUUCGAGAGGAGCUGGAUGUGCUGAUCCAGGAACAGAUGAAGAAGGGUGGCAGCUCAUCCAACCUAUGGGCAUUGAGACAGCUUGCUGACUUCAUGGCGUCUCAUGGCUCCCCAGCCGCCCUGCCAGCUGUACCCUCCAACAUGAUGAUGGUCACCCCGAUCAACGACCUGCAUGGUUGGGAGCCUGGAAGCAUGGUGAAAGGGGAGCGGUUGAUGCGCUGCAAACUGGCCAGCACCCACCGGCUGUUCGACCUUUAUGGCUGGGCUCAGCUCAGCCAAACUCUCCUCACACUGCGUGUGAGUAAAGAACAGGAACACUUCCUUGUGCUUCCAGAAGGCCUGGCCUACAGUGAGGUGACUGGAUCCAGCCUGGUGAAGGUGAAUCUUCUGGGUGAGGUGGUGGAGAAAGGCAGCACCAACCUACAGGUGGACUCGGACAAGUUCAGCCUGCACUCUGCCAUCUACUCAGCGCGGCCCGAUGUCCGCUGCCUGCUUCACCUCCACACGCCUGCUACAGCGGCGGUUUCUGCUAUGAAAAGCGGCCUGCUGCCUCUGUCCCAUGAGGCUCUGCUGGUUGGUGACGUGGCUUACUAUGACUAUAACGGUGUCAUGGGGGAGGAAGCGGACAGAAUGGAGCUGCAGAAGAGUUUAGGACCCACUUGUAAGGUUCUUGUGCUGAGGAAUCAUGGCAUUGUGGCUCUGGGGGAAUCACUGGAGGAGGCUUUCUACACCAUCUACCACAUACAGGCAGCCUGCCAGAUCCAGGUGUCGGCUUUGUGUUGUUCUGGGGGGGAACACAACCUGAUCAUGUUGGACCUAACUAUCCAUAAACCCAACCCGACUGGCACCGUCGGCUGGGCCGGCUCCACCUUCGGACCCCUGCAUAAGAGCCGCACUGGAGAACAUGAGUUUGAAGCUCUCAUGAGAACUCUGGAUAAUCUGGGCUAUCGUACCGGCUACGCCUACCGCUUCCCUGUGCUGCUGGAGCGCUCACGGACCCGGAGGGAGGUGGAGGUGCCAGCGACCGUAACAGCCUUCCACCAGUUUGAUGAUGAUGGCAUCCACCCGGCUCUGAGGCAGCACCCUUUUGCUCAGCGGCAGCAGCAGGAGAGGACCCGAUGGCUCAAUACCCCCAACACCUACCAGAAAGUCAGCCAGGAGCAGGCGAGCCCGGGACACCAACGCACCACUCAGUGGCUCAAAACAGAAGAAGUGACCCAGGCUGGCAGCACAGCCAUCAAGAUAGAGAACCCAAACCAGUUUGUGCCUCUUUUCACCAACCCUAGGGAGGUGAUUGAGACCAGAAACAAGAUCCGACAGCAGAAUCGUCAGGAUAUGAAGACUGCAGGACCACAGUCCCAAGUGCUUGCAAGUGUCAUAACAGAUGAGAGCCCUCCGACCCCAGUGAGUCCACCCAAAGUUCCACCAGAACCAGAACCUCCCAACCCCUUCAACCAGCUGACUGACAAGGAGCUGGAGGAGUACCGCAAGGAGGUGGAGCGAAAACAGGACGGAGGGACUGAUGCAGGGGAGGAGGUGGAGAAUGACAGGACAUCUCCCCCUGCUACCUCCCCUACAAAAGGCCCAGCAGCCAGCCACCCCCCUGACUCAGUAAUGGAAGUACAGAGCGACUCUCCAGACAUUCAGAACGGAGGAGAUGACGAGAAGAGGGUGACAAAAGAACUGGAGGAAGGGAUGAAGGCGCUUUCAACCAACGACACCUCCUCCACUCCUGCUCCUCCAACAAUCAAACCAUUGGGCGGCACCCCUGAGGGCUCGCCCUGCAAGUCUCCAUCCAAGAAGAAAAAGAAGUUCAAGCCACCAUCAUUCCUUAAAAAGAGCAAAAAGCAGAAAGAGAAAGUAGAGACCUGAGAUGGUCGCUCAAACUAGUCAGACCUCAGUGAAGUGCUACGGGGAUCAUAUGUGACAGAGCAGGAGAUGAAACCACAUCACAACCAUUCAGAGCCAUUUCAGUCUCAAACCCAGACACGGUAUGUUAGAGUACCACCGCUAGCCACUGAAUUUGAUGUUUGUGGUGAUUUAUCGAGUAAAAGUUAGAGAUGCUCCUGUAAUUAUUUGCCCUAAUGAUUUGAUCCAAGUCACCCACUCAGUCUGUGAUCACUCACACGAUUUCUGUACUCAUCAUGUCUGCAGAAUAAGUUUGGUAAUUCACUUCACUGUACAGGAGUUCAACCAUAUUUCUUCUUCAAAGCAGGCCUUCAGUUUGGGUCCUGUAUAAGUGGCACUUAUGUUUUUCUUACUAUACACGUUGGAAGGUAAAGUCAUGUAUAGCACUUAACAUAGGUAGAUCGGUGUUCUUGCACGUCUUAUUCUUUCAUAUACAUCUCACUUCUGGUUUGAUUUAUGGGGUAGAAGUUACAGGUAUAGUCUGUGAGGACAUUUGUAAUACCAAAAAAUCUCCAACAAGCUGCUAAUUGUACUCUGAGCAAAUGUAGCAGCAAAAAAAAAAAAAAAAAAAUUGGCGAGCUUCAAGCUAAACCUGCAACCGACUCUUUUUUUGUCAACCACCAUGGAAAACGCCUCAUAAAAACGAUUGUUUGUCGAUGCAAUCCGAAUAUUCUUAGUGUAAUUACAAUUAUUUUCCUCUUUAGUUUUCAGUCAUACCACACACACACACAUUACCUUUCUACGAUAAAUCAUUUAGAAACAGCUGUUUCUCAAACUGCUGAUCUUGAUGCUGGCUCAUUGGUUUGAAUUGAUUUUAUAUCAGAGUGUACAUGUAAGUGUUGCAAGGUUGCAAUGUAUCAGUCAUUAAAGGUCCAAUUAUGUUUCAAGUCCA
Cyprinodon tularosa is the source of this 3336-nucleotide messenger RNA. RefSeq names its product adducin 2 (beta) (gene add2). The record is from RefSeq and is a predicted model, not a curated record. The transcript has 15 exons. The coding region runs from base 387 to 2408 and encodes 673 amino acids. Gene Ontology annotation, biological process: barbed-end actin filament capping. Gene Ontology annotation, cellular component: cytoskeleton; plasma membrane; postsynaptic density. Gene Ontology annotation, molecular function: actin filament binding. Lineage: Eukaryota; Metazoa; Chordata; Actinopteri; Cyprinodontiformes; Cyprinodontidae.